This is a messenger RNA of Beta vulgaris subsp. vulgaris (sugar beet), 1242 nucleotides long. Its product is annotated as peroxidase 66. Lineage: Eukaryota; Viridiplantae; Streptophyta; Magnoliopsida; Caryophyllales; Amaranthaceae. Gene Ontology annotation, biological process: response to oxidative stress; hydrogen peroxide catabolic process. The transcript has 3 exons. Gene Ontology annotation, cellular component: plant-type cell wall; plasmodesma. The record is from RefSeq and is a predicted model, not a curated record. Gene Ontology annotation, molecular function: peroxidase activity; heme binding. Bases 56 to 1018 code for a protein of 320 amino acids.
GGUACUUCCAUCAUCAAUAGCCUUUCGAACACCAUUCUAGAUAAGAAUACUAAAAAUGGCUGCUCAAGCAACCAAAACCAUCUUCUUUAUUCUUCUCUCCUUCGCAAUUUUUCGCUCUCAUGCAGCGCUCAAUGCGCACUAUUAUGAUCAAACAUGUCCACAAGCUGAGUUUAUUGUAGCACAGACGGUUCGCAAUGCUUCCUUAUUCGAUCCUAAAGUCCCUGCUCGCCUCCUUCGCAUGUUCUUCCAUGACUGUUUCAUAAGGGGAUGUGAUGCAUCAAUUUUACUCGACUCAACACCUGGGAAUAAAGCUGAGAAGGAUGGGCCUCCUAACGUUUCAGUUCGAUCAUUCUAUGUUAUUGAUGAUGCAAAAGCUAAGCUUGAGAAGGCAUGUCCACACACAGUUUCAUGUGCUGACGUAGUCGCCAUGGCUGCUAGAGAUGUCGUCACCAUGACUGGAGGACCAUACUGGAAUGUUCUCAAAGGAAGAAAAGAUGGAAGAGUGUCUAAAGCUUCUGAUACUACAAACCUUCCACCCCCAUUCUUGAACGCGACUCAACUCAUUCAGACCUUCGCCAACAGAGGUCUAGACAUUAAGGAUCUAGUCGCGCUAUCUGGUGGCCAUACUCUAGGAUUCUCACAUUGUUCUUCCUUUGUAGCCCGCGUCCAUAACUUCAGUACAGUGCAUGCUACUGAUCCUAGCAUGAACGCUGAAUUUGCCAGCGUACUUAAGCAAAAAUGUCCAGGAUCAAACAAUAAUGGAGAUGCAGGACAGUUGUUGGAUUCAACUGCAACACAAUUCGAUAACGACUACUACAAACAGAUCAUUGCAGGAAAGGGUGUGUUCGGAACAGAUCAAGCCAUGUAUAAUGAUCAGAGGAGUAGACCAAUAAUUGAGGCAUUUGCUAAAGAUCAAAACUUGUUCUUUACAGAGUUUGCAGCUUCAAUGAUAAAGCUUGGAAAUGUGGGGGUUAAUGAAGUAGGAGAAGUCAGAGUGAACUGCCGGAGGAUAAACUGAGUUCUAGUAAGAGAGAAAAUAAGAGAUCACUUAUUUUCUGUCAUUCUUGAGAGAUGAAAUGAUUUAUGAGUGAGAGAAACAAAGCUAUCAUUACUUAAUUUCUUUAUAUUCUUGAGAGAUGUAAUAAUGUAAAGAUGUUUUUUUUUUUUUAUGUUUGUAUACUCUAACAUAAUGAAGGUUUGUAUUCUGUGUUUGUUAAUAAUUUAAAGAAUUUUUUACGUUUA